GAGAAUCAUCGCAGGACCGAUCAAUGAGGCAUAUUAGAACCUUAAUUAAGAAGAAGGUGGUACGUCCCUUAACACGAAAGGGGAAUCAUCACCGAAAAAUAAGGAGAGGAGGUGGUACGUCCCUUAACACGUUAGAGGAAUCCUCACCAAAAAAUAAGGAGAGGAAGGUGUACGUCCCUUAACACGAAAGGGGAAUUAUCACCAAAAAAUAAGGAAAGGAAGGUGGUACGUCCCUUAACACGAAAGGGGAAUCAUCACCAAAAAUAAGGCAGUACAUCCCUAAACACAAAAGGGAAAUCAAUGCCAAAUAAUAAAAAAAACGGUACUAUAAAAUCAAUUCACAAAAAAUUACUUAGGGUUGAGUGUUUAGUUAUGACAAUAAGUAGUGACAAUCGUACUAAGUGACAAUCGUACUAAUAAGUUAUGACAAUCGUACACAAGCACCAAUUGCUCUUUCUGUUCUUGGGGAAAUUGUGCAGCCAGCAAUUAAGCCUUGGGAUAUUUUUGAGGUUCAUAAAGGAUUAGAAAUUGAUUUGGAACAUCAAACGGCCGAGGAUAUUACUUUCGAGAAUUUACAUAGAGCUGCUUUCAGGUUUUUUAAAUUUUAUUCAAGUAAAAGUCGGCCAAGUAAAGGGCGGAAUCGUUUUUUCAUUACCUACAAGGAAAGGAAAAAUGGAGACGA
Meloidogyne enterolobii is the source of this 682-nucleotide messenger RNA. The record is from the annotation of a GenBank genome assembly. NCBI's taxonomy places the organism in Eukaryota, Metazoa, Nematoda, Chromadorea, Rhabditida, Meloidogynidae.